CAGAAAUGGAUCCUGCUAGUCAACAACACAAAAAAAAAACGACAUUCGAUAACAAAACAAUAGGCAUAAUUGGUGAUUCGUGAGAGCCAAGAAACUGAAGAAAGUCAGAGUGAAGAAACCCAGAAAUUUUAUAUACAAGGAAAAGAAGAGGGGAAAUCACUGUCAAGAUUUCAGAUCAUCAAUCGUCUAACAAUAUGGCCAUUAACAGAGACUUGAAUGCUUCACAGGUCUCUCACCCGCAAGAUCCAAGGCAGGCCAGCUCCACUUCAAGAAACAACAAGCAGGUUGAAGAGGUCAACAACACAGAUAUGACGUUCUUCAGGAAGAUUUUCGGGUUCUUGUUCUAUUUGCACCUUUUCUUGGUUACUAUAUUGACCAUCUUUCUGACAGUGAGGGGAAUGAUUUUUGCUGCCAAUAACCACCGUAGUUUCCGCCCCCGGGAAUGGUACUCGCCGAUCCUUGCUUCAACAGCUUGCGGUGGAAUUAUUGCUCUCGCAUGGCCGGCCAUUGUUUUUCGCCCUUCACGAGCUAUUAUGGCUGUGCUGUGGCUCAGUCCUCUCCUCACUCUUGGACUCGCCAUUUUACUGAUCUAUAUAGGCACUACAGGGAGCUCCGCAGCAGGGGCAUUGGCGCUCAUCUCUGCAUUCAUUCAAUCCCUGUAUUCAUGCUGGGUUAAUCCCAGGAUUGAGUAUGCCACUCGGGUUAUAUCCAUUUCUACUACAUCAUCUUAUAAUUAUUGGUGUAUGGUUUUGUUGUCAAUCGCCAUUAGUACCCUUUACUCCCUUGUUGCCAUAGCUGGGAUUGGAGGAGCUAGGGCAACAGCAACUCGCCUUGAUGUCGUCUUCAUCGUCGCCAUCGUUCUGAGCUUCAUAUGGACCCUGCAAGUAAUCAAGAACACACUGCAAGUCACAGUGUCUCACAUCAAAUACUUCGAAAUCGCUGCAGCGAUACAGCUUGAUUCCAAGGAAGUGUUCCUGAAUUACACUGCCAAGAAUUCAAUGGGGAGCAUUGUUUUCGCCUCAAUUCUUGUGCCUAUCCUCACUGUAAUCCGUGGCACAGCCCGAGCAGUGAGUCAGGUUUCAGGAGAUGUGGAUGAGUUCUUGUUCUCCUGCUCCAGCUGCUCUUCGGGCAUCGCCUCGUGUCUAGUGGCGUAUGGGAACCGAUGGGGAUUUCUCCGCGUGGGGGUUCACAACAAGGGGAUUGUCCAGGCAUCAUCUGAAACAUGGGAGAUGUUCAGAAGAGCAGGAAUGGAACAGCUCAUCAACUCAGAUCUCACCACCUCAAUCUGCUUCUUCUGUGGAGUUUCAGGGGGAGCAGCUUGCUCACUUCUGGGGGGGUCCUGGGCAUUUGCAAUGCAUAAGACUUAUGCAACAGAAAUUUCACUAUUCGCUUUCCUCAUCGGAUAUCUAAUGAGUAGAGUGACAAUGGCGUUGCUGCAGGCUUGCAUUUCAGCAUAUUACAUUGCUUAUGCAGAAAAUCCUCAGAGCCAAAGAUUUGAUAACACCAUCCCAGCUUACAUUCAAAGGCUGCAAAGAUAUGGGACAUAGCACUGGAACACACACUCCAUUGCCAAAUAUAUAUUCUAUCAUACCAUUCAUUCGUCUUUAUUCCUUGCCAUAUGAUUCUUUCCCUGUAGUAUAUUGCAGGCCAGGAUAACAUUUCUUGGAUAGUCUGAUAUAUAGGACCAAAAUUUUCCACAUCUUAAGUACCAUAUAUACUGAUUUUGAUUUUUAAUUAAUUUCUUAAUUAUCUUCUUUUAGCUACUUUAGUUCAAGAUUCUCAAAAUCUUGUAUCCAACUUCUUGAGGUUUAUUCACCACGGCACAAUCCAAUAUGCAUGUUCAAGUUAAA
Ipomoea triloba (trilobed morning glory) is the source of this 1850-nucleotide messenger RNA. RefSeq names its product protein PNS1-like. Gene Ontology annotation, cellular component: membrane. Gene Ontology annotation, biological process: transmembrane transport. Gene Ontology annotation, molecular function: transmembrane transporter activity. Lineage: Eukaryota; Viridiplantae; Streptophyta; Magnoliopsida; Solanales; Convolvulaceae. The record is from RefSeq and is a predicted model, not a curated record. The transcript has 4 exons. Bases 195 to 1547 code for a protein of 450 amino acids.